Penicillium arizonense is the source of this 1521-nucleotide messenger RNA. RefSeq names its product Zn(2+) transporter ZRT3. The coding region runs from base 1 to 1521 and encodes 506 amino acids. Gene Ontology annotation, cellular component: membrane. Gene Ontology annotation, biological process: zinc ion transmembrane transport. NCBI's taxonomy places the organism in Eukaryota, Fungi, Ascomycota, Eurotiomycetes, Eurotiales, Aspergillaceae. The record is from RefSeq and is a predicted model, not a curated record. Gene Ontology annotation, molecular function: zinc ion transmembrane transporter activity. The transcript is spliced from 3 exons.
AUGGCUGCCAACGACAUCCGGGGGUGGGUGAUGAGCGCCGUCUCAGGCGUAGCUUGCGUCCUCGGUUCGGCAAUCAUCUGUGUCGACAUCGUGGUGCAGGCGCUUUCCCACCGCAAGAGCUUCCAGAUCGCCAACAGCAGUAACUUCCUGUCGGCGUCAUUAUGUCUCAGCGCUGGUGUUAUGCUUUUCACCUCCCUCUAUAGCAUGCUCCCUAACUCGAAAGAGUACCUCACCCGCGCCGGCUUCUCUCCUUCUGUAUCUGCAUAUAUCUUGACAGGUCUUUUCGUCGCCGGAGUUGUGGUUAUCCGCAUAGUCUCCAGCUUCAUUCACCGUUUUAUUCCUUCGCAUGUCGUGGACUGCGCACAUACGCACGGAAAGUCGGAAAACGAUCCCGAGCGCGGGGAGAGUCGAGUCGAGGAUGAAAACUCACAUAACCAUAAGAAUGGACAUACGGAGCGAACACCGCUCUUACGACCUGCUGAGCAUGUGUCUUUCAAGUCAACUCCGGCGGUGUUGCAACGGAGCCAACAAAUUGAACCUACUCCAGCACUGCGCGAAUCCGUCCGGGCAAUGCUAACACGCCGAAUCACAUCUCUCAUGGGUGGCGUCAAACCUCUCUGCGACGAAAACGGACCAUGUUUUGGAGUUUCCCAGACAUGCGGCAGCGAGUGCACUAAGCUUCUCCCACCAGCCACUGUGGUCGCCGCUGUGAUCUCUCCGGCCCAUCUGCCGCACCAGCAGAGCAUCUCUGCGCCGUUGGAGUCCGAGAUUCCUCAGGCGGAGUCUGAUGUUGGCCUCAAUACUACCACCGGUGAACCCGAAGCAGGCUACUUUGAUACCGUGGCGGCGCACCAUACCUUGCACCCAUGCGUUGCAUCCUCCUCUUCCUCUCAAACCCAUAAUCAUCGCUCUGAGCAUAUGCAUCACUCACAUUCCGAGCGCCAUUAUCACGAUGAACAUAGUCAUGGGGAUAAUGUUGAUUCUGGACGUCCCAAAUCCGAUGGUGGCAAUCCCCACCACCACCAUGUACCUCAAAAUGCAUUCCUUUCCAUUGGACUGCAGACAUCGCUCGCAAUUGCUCUGCACAAGCUUCCCGAGGGAUUCAUCACAUACGCUACCAACCACGCCAGUCCAACACUAGGUUUGACCGUGUUUUUAGCCCUUUUCAUCCACAACAUCGUGGAAGGUUUCGCCAUGGCACUUCCCCUCUAUCUUGCUCUGAACUCCCGCUGGAAAGCCAUGUUUUGGUCCAGUCUUCUUGGGGGUAUCAGUCAACCCGCCGGUGCUGGGAUAGCCGCACUUUGGAUUUGGAGCACUGGCCAGCGCGGCAGUGGUGAUGCCACGGGCCCUUCAUGGGGUAUCUACGGCGGCAUGUUUGCAGUCACCGCCGGGGUGAUGACCUCUGUUGCAUUACAACUCUUCAGCGAAGGAUUAGGUCUCACUCACCACCGCGGCAUGGGCAUUGGCUUUGCCGUUGCGGGCAUGGGGUUGAUGGGGCUGAGCUUUGCAUUGACCGCUUGA